AUGUGGAAGAUGAAGUUGGAGUUGGAGUUGGGGUUGGAGUUGGAGUUGGAUCUUGGGUUGGGGUUUGAGUUUGCGUUUCGACUUGUGAUGGAGUUGGGGUUGGUUUUGAUGGGACUGAGUCUGAAGAAGGAAUUGGAGUUGGAGUUGGAGUAG
Messenger RNA from Acytostelium subglobosum LB1, 153 nucleotides. RefSeq lists its product as hypothetical. The coding region runs from base 1 to 153 and encodes 50 amino acids. Lineage: Eukaryota; Evosea; Eumycetozoa; Acytosteliales; Acytosteliaceae. The record is from RefSeq and is a predicted model, not a curated record. The transcript has a single exon.